Molecule: messenger RNA, 2484 nt
Organism: Knipowitschia caucasica
Lineage: Eukaryota; Metazoa; Chordata; Actinopteri; Gobiiformes; Gobiidae
Source: the annotation of a GenBank genome assembly
AUGUCCCGGGCAGCGGCCAUCGCCAGCUCCCUCAUCCGCCAGAAGCGACAGGCGCGGGAGCGGGAGAAGCAGAACCAGUGCCGCGGCAGCACCAGCCCCAGCAACAGCAAAGGCGCCAACGAGAAACCCAGUAAACUCAAUGUGUUCUCCCGAGUCAAACUGUUCGGAUCCAGGAAGAAACGGAAGAGGAAGCGACCUCCAGAGCCCCAGCUGAAGGGGAUAGUGACCAGGCUCUCCAGUCGGCAGGGCUUCCAGCUGCAGAUGCAACCGGACGGAACCAUAGACGGCACCAAGGACGAGGACAGCCCUUGUGCUGUCUUCAACCUCAUCCCCGUCGGCCUUCGAGUGGUGGCCAUCCAAGGCGUCCAGACCAAGCUCUACCUGGCCAUGAACAACGAAGGCUUCCUCUACACCUCCACCUGUACUGUACUGUAUUCCUCAGACUGCGACCUGCUCAGCCCGUCACCCAUCGACCUCCUGAAAGACGAAGACGAUAAGACCCAGCCAAAUAAAUCCACGCCGACCGACACCCCUCCUCCGCUGCCCACCACCCCGAUCCCCGAUGACUACUACGAAGAAGCGGUGCCCCUGGAGAGCAGCUCCCACCCGCAGUACUUCACCACCAACACGCUCGCUUCGAGGAACUCUCAGGAAGAUGCUUAUUAUGAGGACGCAGACAACAACUACCCCACCACCAGGAUGAACGGAGCUCCCAAAAACUCAUAUAAUGACUCGGACGCUCUGAGCAGCUCCUAUGAGUCGUACGAGGAGGAGGAGGACGAGGCCAAAGGGCUGCCCACGCCUCAGACCUGGAUGCCCGAGGAGAACCCAGAGGAGCCGGUGAAGGACUGCAGGAUCUGUGCUUUCCUCAUGAGAAAGAAGCGAUUUGGACAGUGGAGCAAACAGCUGGUGGUGGUGCGGGACAAUAAGCUACAGUGCUUUAAAAGUAUCAAAGAGACCUCGCCGAACACCGAGCUCCCAUUGAGCCUGUGUAACGUCAUCUACGUCCCAAAGGAGGGCCGCAAGAAGAGACACGAGCUGCGCUUCUCUCUGCCUGGAGGGGAGGCUCUGGUGCUGGCCGUGCAGAGCAGAGAGCAGGCCCAGCGCUGGCUCAAGGUGGUGAAGGAUGUCGGCACCCAAUGCAGCAACACGGAGAACCUGGAUGGAUCCACGUCGCCAAUUAUACAGAGGAAGCUGGAGAUAGACAAGGUGAUGCUUUCAGACAAACAGGCCUCCGACUCCGACAGUGGCCCCACAGGAGACACUCACACUCUGGGUCGGGACAGCACCGACUCUCUCAACAGAGGGAAGAGAGGCGCCUUCUCUGAGCUCACUGGGUCCAUGAGUCGUGCGGCGGGGAGGAAAAUUAAUCGGAUUAUCACCUUCUCCAAACGCAGACCGCCCCCCGGAGACCCCCCCUCUUGCGCCGCGGGUCGCCAUGACAACCCCCGCUGUGGUUUGCUCAGUACAUGUGUGAACUGCGUGUGGAGAGAGCGCUGGUGCGUCCUGCGUGGAGGAAAACUCUACUUCUACAGAGAGUCGGGCGACAGGGCUCCGGUGCAGGUGGUCCCGCUGAAGGGCUCUGAGGUCGUCCCCGGAGGUCUCGGUCCCAAACAUCCCUUCUCCUUCCGCAUCCUGCAAUCGGGAAGCGAGCUGGCUUCACUGGAGGCCAGCUGCUCCGAGGACCUGGGGAGAUGGCUCGGGGUGCUGUUUGCGGAGACGGGACGCUCCACUCUGCCCGAGGAGCUCCACUACGACUACAUCGACGUGGACACGCUGACGGACAUACGGCACGCGGCACGCCACUCCUUCCUGUGGGCGACCAACGCUGCAGCCUCAUCGAGCAGCGCGUCCACGGACUCGCGCACGUACGACGAGGUCUACGAGAGCGUCGAGGACGCAGAUAGAAGCGCUCAGGUGCGACGCACGGCCUCCUUCUCCUCCAGAGACUCGGAGAAGACAGAGCAGCAGGCGGCCAUCAAGAGACACGCCUCCAACGUGAACCAGUACGGCCGCUACGGUAAGAUGCGAGCAGAGGAGGACGCCCGGCGCUACCUCCUGCAGAAGGAGGAGCUGGAGAAGCAGAAGGAGGCUCUGAAACACACUCUGCUCUCACUGCGGAGGCUCAAGAAGGAGGUCAAGGAGCAGCUGAAGACAGGCCCCGUUCCCACGUUGGAGCAGCGUCUGUCCGAUGUGGAGACUCAGCUGAAGCAGAAGGAGGAGGAGCGAGUGGAGCUGGAGCUGAAACUCACACAAGUCAAAGAGAAUCUGGAGAAGUCAUUGGCUCGUGGAUCUUUAGCCCCGCCCACCGACAGCAAGACGACCGCCAAGACUCAGGGCAGAAAACCAGAGCGGCUCUACACCGAGUCUCCACCGGUGAACGCCGCCUCGGAACUUCGGAAACGCCCGCCGUCCAUGUACUCCUCGUCCAAGGGCAGCGUGAUGCAGAAGGCCAAGGAAUGGGAGUCCAAGAAGAGCACCUGA